AUGGAGCCAUAUAAAGGAGUUUAUGAAACAGAUAACACCAAUCCCAAUUUUGUGUUUGCACCUUGCUUAAAACAAGAACAUUUAAAUCCAAAUACGAAGCAGAAGGUGAAGGUGAAGCUAGCUGUACAAGUGUUAAGCCACUCAAUUGCUGCAGGAAUGUAUGCUAAAAUUUCACAAGGGGAACUCUCUUCAGAGGCUGUCACUACAGCUAAUGUUAUUGCAAAUAUGGACAAGCUGUUUGAUUGUGUCAACGCACGCACACCAGACCUAAGAAGGGGGAAACCAUAUUCGACAAACAUGACAAAUAAUACACCACAUCUCACACAUUUCACUUUAAUGAAGAAUUUUUUUAAAGAAAUGACGUUUUUGGGAUGCAAACGAGCUCCUCCAUCCCAAGAAGGUUGGAUAUGGUCCAUCAAUGGAAUAGAACGAAUUUGGAGAAAUCUCAGUUCUAAACAUAAAUCAAUAAAAAGUUUGGAAACAAGAAGGCUCCAGCAGGACCCGUUAGAAAAUAUUUUUGGAUGCAUUCGGGCCAAUUGCGGCUGCAAUUCAAAUCCCACUGCUGGGCAGUUUGUUGCGGGUCUUAAAACGGCUGUCCUUAGCAACUUAUCUUUUAUUGGGACAGGAAAUUGUGAAGAAGACCAAAAUCAAGUUAUAUUGACAAAUUUUAAAUCUUUAUUGUCUCCACCCACAGACACACACACUGCUUAUGCCACAAUUUUAACCGAUGAGUUAGAAGAAAGUGUAAAUUCUACAUUUGAAUGUAGCUUGGAAGAAAGCAGUGGCGAAAUACAAGCAUGUGCCUAUGUCUGUGGGUUUAUAGUAAAAAAUAAUCUCAACAAAUGUGAAAUUUGUAAAAAAAUCUUUGUAUCUGAGACACAAGAGAGAUCACAUACUUUUAUUGACUUUAAAGAAUAUAGUGAUCUAAAAAAGUCCCUUAAAUACGCCUCUAAAAACCUCAUUAACUGUAUUGAAAGUAGUGCUACGAUGAUUUAUGAUUUUUUAGAGGCAGAAGCAUAUAAAAAAAAAUUAAAAGGGACAAUUAAAGUUUUGUUCAAAAACUCAAUAAAUUGGAAGUUUCUCGAUGAAUGUCCAGAACAUAAAGAUAUGAAUAUAGAUUACUUAUUUAAUAGCGUAUUUCACAUUUGUAUGAAGAGAUUUUGUAUUUUGAAAAAUCGGCAAUUUGCAGAAGAGUACUCUGCAUCUGCUCUUAAAAGAAAAAUUGAUAUCCUGCAGAAUAAAUAA
Molecule: messenger RNA, 1245 nt
Organism: Parnassius mnemosyne (clouded apollo)
Lineage: Eukaryota; Metazoa; Arthropoda; Insecta; Lepidoptera; Papilionidae
Source: the annotation of a GenBank genome assembly